CCGCUGCCGCCGCCGCUCCUGUCGCUCCCAGCGCCCGCUCCCGCCGCUGUGAGCCGCCCGCAGCCGACGCUUGCGGGGCCGCGCUCCAUGGCGAACCCCAGCCCCUGCAUCGUGAUUGGCGAUGAUGAACAAGGUUACGACCUGGAUUUGUUCUGCAUACCUAAACACUAUGCAGAUGAUUUGGAAAAAGUCUAUAUUCCUCAUGGGCUCAUCAUGGACAGGACAGAGAGACUGGCACGAGAAAUUAUGAAAGGCAUGGGAGGACACCACAUUGUGGCACUCUGUGUACUCAAGGGUGGCUAUAAAUUUUUUGCCGAUUUAUUAGACUACAUCAAAGCCCUGAACAGAAACAGUGACAAAUCAAUCCCCAUGACAGUCGACUUCAUUAGGUUGAAGAGUUACUGUAAUGAUCAGUCAACUGGAGAUAUCAAAGUCAUUGGGGGAGAUGACCUUUCAACCUUGACUGGAAAGAAUGUUUUGAUUGUAGAAGACAUAAUUGAUACUGGUAAAACAAUGAAAACGUUGCUGUCUCUACUUAAACAGUACAAUCCAAAGAUGGUGAAAGUAGCCAGUUUGUUGGUGAAAAGAACUCCUCGAAGUGUGGGAUAUUGGCCGGAUUUUGUUGGAUUUGAAGUGCCAGACAAAUUUGUUGUGGGAUAUGCCCUAGAUUACAAUGAAUACUUUAGAGAUUUGAACCAUAUCUGUGUGAUCAGCGAGACAGGGAAGCAGAAGUACAAAGCAUGAAAGCAGAGUUCCAAGUGACAACAGAGCUUUGAAAUGUUUUGUUUACUGAGUCCUAUCUCUCACAGGCUUCAGCUCUGGUACACCAGCCACACUUGUAGACUGCCCCAGACCCAUUGCCAUAUGCUUACUGUAAUUUAUUGCAUGUACAAUAUAAGAGCUCAUCUUGUUCAUUUAUAUUUUAGAAAUGUAAACAAUUAGUGCAGUUCUGCACUCCUUAUUUUGAUUUGCACUAUGACUCUACCGACUAUCGCUGCCCCUGGUUGGGUUGUGCUGUUUGUGAGCUCCAGUCUAACUCCUGCAGUUGUAAAUUGCUUAAACCUCAUCAACCCAGAACUGAAAUAGUUCAAGUACUGUAAAUGUAAAACAUUUUAUGAUUUUACGAUAGGGAAGUCUAUUAGUACUAUUUUUAAAAUCUGUAAUUUAAGUUUUAUAUUUUAAUGCACACAUGUGAUUGUGAAUAAUGGUUAGUUGCACCUUUGGGUGUUACAAAGCAUGAGGAGCAGCUAGUUACAGUAUCUGUAAUCUCCAAGGGGCUCAUCCAAAUCUCCUGGAGUUGCCUUAUUACUGUAAAAAAGUCUGGGUGAAAAGUGGUUUUUUUCUUUUUUUUUAAAGAUGGAAUGACAAAACAGAAUGUUUAAAAUCUAGUUUUAGUUGAGCUGCCUAUUUCUGUUAGAUUUUUUUUUUUUUAAUAUUCAUCAGUCUGUGGAAUUGCCUUUUAAAUUUAAACAAUUUUAAUAUAUUUUUUGGGGAAAAAAAGUAUUUUAAUGUUUACUUUAUAAGAUCUACAAAGCAAAGUACUUUAAAUAAAGGCUGUCUCUUUAAAAUAAGCCCCACACAUCUAUGCUACUCAUUCUGUAUAAUAAAGUGCUCUUGAAAUUUUCUUCUCAAUAAUACUUUUGUAAGUGCUUGUGACAGUGAAGGCAGACUACAUUUGUUACCUUUGUAGAGCUUUUGGUUAAUGUAAUCCUGUCUAAGAGACAGAUGAUAAAAGUGCUAUGGGAAGAUAUUGAAACAAUUGCAUAUUCUCUAACCAAACCAAAUUCCAGAGAGAACAGUUGAAGCAACAGUCCUUUGUUCUGUCUUGACAAAAAAACAACACAAAAAACCACAACCAUUUUGUAAGCAAUUGUUGGGGAGGAUGAAGCCAGAAAGCCCUAUAAAUAUGAUUGCUUAGAUUCUGAGAAUGUGAAACCUGUAAGUGAGAUAGAAUUGAAAGUAAGUUUUGAUGUUUGAGAUGUCCUAGCUACUGGAUGUCUGGGAAAACAGUUACGUGACCAGCUAAAGGUUACCUGCAGCCAGACCCAAAGGUCAAAUGGAAUGUUCUGUCUCAACCCCCAAUGUAUGGUCCAUCCCACACAUGUAACCCUCCCCUGAAGUAUCAAGUAUCUGUAACCCCAUUGGCACAAGUCCUGUUCCAGCCCACCUUGAGACCCCUUAUCAGGGGGCUUCAAGGGUGGGCCGGUCUCUUGGCCCUCUUCCUCUUUGCCCUCUCCCCUUGCCUCUCUGCUCUUGGAAUUUCCUCUCCCUAUCUCUCCCUUCCCCCACCUUCCUAGGCCUUGCCACGAGCUGCAGUCUGGCAGCUCAGAGCAAGGCCUCAUAUCCCUUACAAUAAACCUCAUCUUCUAAAACCCAACUUCAGAGAUCUCUCGUCUACAUUCAUACACACUGUCCUGGAGUCCACAGCAGCAGCAGUGAAGCAAUUUCUACAAGCAAUCAUUUUGGUUUGUUUCAUUAGCACUUCUGUUCAUGUGGAGUCCAGUUCUGAACAUGGUAGCCCAGUUCACACCUGUUUGUGCUGUGCUUUUUGGUUCCUGUACUUCUGCAUGUGGAUUCUCCCACCACAUCCUUGGAUUUAAUGCUGCUCAGUGCCUAAUACACAAUGGAGUUUUUGAAGGAUUCUGUUUUGAAAGAUUUUUCUGUGGUUUUGAAGUUUGAGUCUGCACUUUUCCAAGAACUGCACGCUUCUGCCCAUCCAUGGCAUGCGCAGUUACAGCUGACCUAAUAUUAAUGAUGUUAAUAGCAGACCUAAAAUAUGAAUUCACACAAUGUAAUUCACAUCACAUGACCACAUUUUGGGAGAUCUAUUUGUAAAUUGGAAUUCUCUUUAACAAAUAUUAGAACACUGAUCAUAAUUAUACUGUAGGUUAUUCUUUCAAAGAGCUUUUCUUCCAAUGCUCUACAAAGUCUGAUUGUAUUUCUGGAUUUGUCCUAAAUCACCUUUGUGUACCUGCCUGUUCAAGAACCGGUGACUUGUUGCAAAAAUAUGCAGUGCAUCUCCAAGAAAAGGGAAUACUCUCUCUCGAGGUUUUCCAGUCAUGGUUAAGACAAUUACUCACAUGAUGUGAUUUGGUAAAGAGAGGAGGGGUUGAGUUAGUCAUAACAAGGGGUUUAUCUUUCAAACUGUAGCUGGACUGGGUAAUUCCCAGUCUCUUGGGGGCAGGGGUUGGAAUUGCAUGGACUGUGUUGUUGGGGAGGAGGAAGCCAAAAAACCCUAUAAAUAUGAUUGCCUAUAUUCUGAGAAUGAGAAACCUGUAGGUGAGAUAGAAUUGAAAGUAAGUUUUGAUGUUUGAGAUAUAUUAGAUACUGAAUGUCUGGAAAAACAGUUAUGUGACCAUCUGAAGGUUACCUGCAGCCAGACCCAGGUCAAAUGGAAUGUUCUGUCUCACCCCUCAAUGUAUGGUUCAUCCCACACCUGUACCCCUCCCCUGAAGUAUCAGGUAUCUGUAACCCCAUUGGCCCAAGCCUUGUUCCAGCCCACCUUGAAGACCCCUGAUAAGGGGUCCCAAGGGGGCUGGACGUUCUCUUUGCUCUUUGCUUGCACCCUUUCCCGAGGAUUUUCCUCUCUUGGAAUUUCCUCUCCCUACCUCUCCCUUCCCCCACCUUCCUAGGCCUUGCUACGAGCUGCAGUCUGGCAGCUCAGAGCAAGGCCUCACAUCCCUUACUGAGACAGAGAAAAUAAAGCAAGGGUGCCUGGCAAGAGCACACGAUAUUAACAGAGAACUCUUCUUUAAAAAGCACCAGUCUGUCACAUAUUAGUUUCAAGUCCCCCAGCAGAUCAAUCUUCUCUCUGGCCCCAGUGGACCUCUAAAUUCCUCCUUUAGGGCUCGGGUCACCGUUAUGCCCACCUGGUACUGAUUAUCUACGCAUUCUUUGGGCCCCAAAACGGAAACAUGAUAUAGGAGAUGGCCAAAGGAACAACAGAGCAUGCGCAAGGAGACAAGUUGAAAAGUUCAACUCAGAGGAUGACUAUGUGCUUCAUCCCCAAAGACCCCCGACGACCACCGGAGUGAUCAAUAAGGAGCAGUGCGCAGCCUCAAAUAGGCGUGGAACUAAUUUUAAUACGAAGCGGGGACAGGCGGGGUUAGGAAAUAAAUAUGUAUUAGGCGUAUCAUAUAACCCUAGUUUGUAGAGAUAAAAAGGGAGAAACAAAGCUCCCAGGUGUGCAUGUCUUUGAGGAGUUAUCCCCAUGCACCUCAGCGCUGAAUAAAUUCAUACCUACUCUCAUAACCACUCUGUGAGUGAUAGAGUCUUCUCUCCGCACAUCAUUACAAUAAACCUCAUCUUCUAAAACCUAACUUCAGAGAUCUCUCGUCUACAUUUAUCUACACCAUCCUGGAGUCCUCAGCAGCAGGAGGAAGCAAUUUCUACAAUUGGCACGCAACGUGGAAAACGCCUGACCCAGCCUUUCAAGCUGUGAGAGACUUCUCCAUGGACGGUAACUAAAUUACCAGUUGUACCCUAAUUGGUGUCGCGAGCACAGCAUAUCGCUGCUGGGCAGCGUGAGGCUGGAGCUCUUUAAAGUUGCCGAGGGCAAAACCUUGAGCACGAGGAUCGUUACUAAGUAGCGAACACUCGGAGCUCUGAGGAGGUUUUGUCUGGCAUCCCUCUAGCACAGACAGCUGCUGCUGAGCGGCGGCCACUGGAGCUCACGGAGGGACCUUUGCCAUGGUAAUUGCCACGUGCAUUGAGCGCACGUGGGCACUGCUUUGCACUGCCCGCACUGAAGCGCUGAGUGGAGAGGUUGGAGUCCCCGAGCACGGAAAAGCUGUUCCUGAGUAACGCCUGAAGCCGGAGCUCUGAGGGGGACCCCGUGCAGAGUCCUGAGAGCCGACUGGAGUGUCUGGCCAACCCCCACAUCAGAUCUCGAGUGAGGACCUGCUUCUGCGACAUCGAGGUGAGCUGCACUGGUGUAAAAAUGGGACAUUCCCACUUGUGAAAAGUGCAUAUUAUAUGGCUCUACGCAAGAUAUUUACUAUAUGUGUUAUGUUGUGCUAAUUGUUAAUGUGGUAUUAAUAUUUUGAUAGUAUAGUAAAUGUAGUUUUGUAGUUAAAAUGUAGUUUUUAUGUACCAACCACAGGGAAAUGUAAAUCUUUCAAAGAAGAAAGAAUUUACUGCUUUCUUAUCAGAAGAGACCAGCUCCUCCUGCUUCUCUCAGCCUGGUGGACGCCAUAGAGAUUAAAGGAAAAAAGUGAUACUAACCAGAGACAAUUCUUAGUUAGAAUGGAAUUUAUGCAUUAUGUAUAAAUUAUAUGAAUAUUCAACAGACUAUUGCUUUUAAGAGAUAAUUCUUUGUUAACAGGGGUCCUUCUUCAGAGCUUGUGGCUCAGGAGAGGCACCCAGACGUCUGUAACUUUGUUUUUAUUGUCUUGUAUUGUCCUAAC
This is a messenger RNA of Hirundo rustica (Barn swallow), 5405 nucleotides long. Its product is annotated as hypoxanthine-guanine phosphoribosyltransferase-like. Bases 88 to 744 code for a protein of 218 amino acids. Gene Ontology annotation, biological process: IMP salvage; GMP salvage; hypoxanthine metabolic process. The record is from RefSeq and is a predicted model, not a curated record. Gene Ontology annotation, molecular function: magnesium ion binding; hypoxanthine phosphoribosyltransferase activity. The transcript has 9 exons. Lineage: Eukaryota; Metazoa; Chordata; Aves; Passeriformes; Hirundinidae.